UCUCAAACUGUGGGCAGACAAACAUAGCACCAGGGAGAGCUAUUAGCAGCAGCAGAAGAUCACCCAGGAGCUCUAAGAUAUUUAUUUAUUAGAGUCUUCCUGUUACUUAAAGUCCUGACCUCCUCACUAAGCAAUUUGGAGUCGAUGUCGAUAGAAUGGCGAAUAGUGUGAUCAGUUUGUCAACUUCUGAGACCCGUCGGUCUAAUGAUUAUUCUCCUGACUGGACUCCGUACUCACAGUCGUCCCUGCUUAACUGGACAACCAACACACUGUAGGAAACAUGAACCCUGAGUCUCUGGACAGGUCCAUCCAGAACACCCUCUCAGACCUCUACCCUCCCUUUGAGGCCACAGCCCCCACCGUCCUGAGCCAGCUCUUCCAGGUCAUAGAGGAACGUUACCAAGGAGACACACUCAAGUGUCUGCUGGACUUCCUCAUUACAGCCAAACACAUCCUUGAGAGUGUUCAACAGGCUGCCUGUGCCCAGUACUCUGAUGUGGUGUUCCGCUGUGAGGGCUGGCCUCUGUGUCUGCAUGAGAAGGUGGUGAUCCAGCUUGCCUCCAUCAACCCCCUAUUGCUGCGCCCAGGGGACUUCUACCUGCAGGUGGCACCCUUUUCUGAACAGUCCGCCCGCAUUGUGGUCCGGAGCCUGCUGGGGGAGGAGGAGGGACAGGGUCGGGAGGUAGAGGAGACACCCAUCCCUGAGACCUCCUACCCCUGCAUCUUCACUGAGGACUGGCUGGGGGAGCUCAACCAUGGCCGCCAUGGCACCCUUCUCAGCCACUGUAUCCUCUCCACAGACCAGGGCAUGGUGAAGGUGCCAUGGGCACAGGUGGCUCUACCUGAGUUUGUGGAUAAACCCAGAACUAUGGCCUUGUCAUCUCCUAACCCUGCUGCUACUCAACAGGAGAAAGUGCCAAGGCCAGUGCCCUCGUUGGCGCUGCCUCCCCCUGCCUCUGGGUACUCUGUGGAGACUAGGAUCUCUCCUGCUAAACAUGGCAUUGCGGUGUCGCUGUGUCUGGUGGACAGUAACUGCUCCAGGCUGGUUAAGGUGGAUCAGGAUAGGCCUGUGGCUAAGCCAAUUGGCUGGGUGUCUCCCAACACAUGGGACAGCCGCAGCAACAACACCUCUGAAGUUGAGGGGGAAUACAUAGACUUGGUGGAGUUCACUAAGCAGAAAGAAGCGUUGCUCAGUGGGGCUCACAGUCACACACACCCCAGAGCACCCAUAUUUAGGCCUGUUACCCUCAACAGGCCUGGUGUUCCUUCGGCUCCAGCCCUGCCCCCGCCCCUGGCCUUGGCUCCUGCCCCCCACCGGCCCCUCAGAGAACCGUUACACUGUGGCCGGACCGUCCGAUUCCCCGAAAACCCCCCCUGCACCCCUUGCAUGAGGAGGAGAAUGGGCCAGGUGUCCAAAGCACAGGAGCUCAGGUGCCGGUACAGAGAGUCUUACCAUUCAGCACUGCAGAACCCUGUUACCUUUGAGAGAGACAAUAGACUGAAUACACUGGCGGUUCUGGAGGAGGCUAGUCUAUGUGAGGGGAGACUGGGACCAGAGGGUAAAGAAUUAUGUCCUGGUCCCUCCCAGCAGUGCUACUAUCCAGACCCAGGUCACCAUAACCAGACUCCACCUGUUAGCACGGUUUCCUGUUGGAAGUCUGGAGAAAGUAACACUAUAUCCAGUGGAGUUUUGCAAGGCCUAUGUGGCACUAGGGAGUCUACAGAAAUUACUACCAAAUCCAUUGGAAUUUUACAAGGCCUGAAUGACACCAUAGAGGAUGAUGGGAGAUGUCCCUCCUCUCUGUCGACCACUAUUGUGGACAUAUCAGAGAAGUGUGAAGUUGUGAUACAAGGAAGAAAAAGUAGGGACAUUGACUUCACUACAAAGAUGAUUCCCAGCUUACAUGUAGUGAAAUGUAAAAACACGACAGCUUUUGGCCUGGUUUCCCCAAAGAUGAACAGGCGGAGACUGCCCAACCAAGAUGUCUCCCAGGCUGGCCAACCCUUCAUACCCGUUACAAACGGACACCAGACCCCUCCACUUGAAAUUACCCAGCAGCCCCUGGAUCACCAUGCUGUGCCCAGCUCUAAGGUCCUGUUACCAGCCUCAGCAGAACACAGCACUCACCAUCUCCAGAUGGGAGUCGCAUGUCUAACUGGUGGCAGAGACAGGACAGGUCGGUUGGUGGUUGAGGUGCACGGAGACAAGGAAGGAUGGAGAUCUCCUUUAGUGUCAAGUCUGGAACUCAGCAAACUUCUGCUCUACCUCCACUCUGUAAUCAAGCGAGAACUAAGAGAACUUGGAAUGACACUAGUUAUUGAUGCUCGGAAGACUCCACCUCCACCACAGUUCAAUAAGGCCUUGUUGGUGGUUCAGGAGCAGAUUCCCCAUGCAAUACACAGUGUCUUGAUCCUAGUGGAGAAGGAGAGCUGCCAUCGCACAGAGAAAUGUCCUAGACUACAGAUUGCUGUGGUGACCUCACUGAAGGGGUUGCACAAGCUGGUGGAGGGGAGUCAGCUGACCUCCGGCCUAGAGGGCACCCUUCCCUACAACCACAUUGACUGGCUGCAGCUCCAUCAGAAACUUCAUCCCUUUAUGUCAGAUCUCCAGGAGGCCUCAGGUUUGCUACUAACAGCCAUCAGGAAACUAGAGGAAGACCGUAAGAUUGACACAGUGCAGGAUGUACAGAGGUGUAUUCUAGAACAGAGAACUCUGAUGAAGGAUGUUCUGGAGGACAGACGGUUGGUCGUUUUGCAAAGGGAGGGAGGAGCCAUGCUGGCUAGACUGAGAAGGGAGAGUGACCUCAGAUACUCUCACUGUGAGGAUUACAGUGAUGCAGUGGAUUCUGUGACCUGCAUGUACAACCAUGUAGAGGAGCAGGCCCAUGUGCUGGUGCACAGAUCCAACAUGUCCCUGGAGCACCUUGAAUACCUGCUCCAACUCAGAGAAAUGGAGGGCCAUUUCUCUAAGAUCAGAGAAUGGUUUGAUGCAGAAGGGGAACGGCGGUUGUUGGAGGCAGAAUCCGUGGAGGAUUCUAGAAAAAGAGUGGAGCAGACUCUCCGUAGUUUCAGUGCAUUCCUCACUAAAGCCAAUGAGCAGAAGCACAAGGCUAUGGCCCUGGUGACGGAGGCAGAGAAGAUCCAGGGUCCAUCCCCAUACCCUGAGACUGAGGUGUUCAGGACCAUGGUCUGCACCUUCAAAUCUGGCCUGGCUGACUUCCUCUCCCGGGCAGAGAGGUGCUGUAGUGAGCUGGAGACUAUGGUCACUGUGUGCAACUUCUGUGAGCAGGCUACUGAGCUGGCCAAAGACUGCAGACAAUACCUGGACCAGGUUGUCAGACGCCCAGAGACGGAUGAUGUCUCUACACUCCAGAUGUACCAGGAGAGCUUUGUCCAGUUCUCCCCAGAGCUCUUCCAGGAGGUGAAGGGCCAGGCGUGUGCUUUGAGGGGCUCCAGGGGCAUGCGGGUGUGGAACGUAGCGUGGCUAAAGUGUCAGGAGGUCAGGCAGCAGCUAGAGGAGAGACUACAGGAUGUGGAGAGGGCCUUGCGGAACACAGGCCCCUGGCAUGAACAACUUAGAGCUCGUGAGGAUGAGGCCUUGGUUCAUACAGUGACUCAUCGUGAUGGAGUUCUGGUACUGCCCAGACCUGGUCUACCACACUGGUACAAUCCUCCAUCAGGCUCUAUGAUGGGAAGGUAUCACGGGGCCUUGGAGAGCAGGAACAACUCUGUGACCUGCUGUAAUAUAAACUUCAAGCCUGAGAAUAACAGACCUUGUAAACGGUCAAAGACCACCACAAUGCCGGCCUCUCCCCAUAUCAGAUCCAUUAGGAGAGCGGAGAGAGAGCCCAGUGGGAGAGAGGCCUGCCGAGGGAGGAGCAGAGAGGACGCCACCCUUGCCGACUUGCACACUGUGGGCUGUGAGUGGUUCCCGUGGCAACGCGGGGGCCUGGGCCGGUCCACGAGCGAGGACUCGUGUGCGACCGCCACGUCCAGUCAGUCUGAGUCUUGCGUCCAGACGCCUUCCUGUUCCCACGGGAAACCCUCCUGUCGGAUCCUGCAGGCCGCUCAGAAGUUCCAGAUCUCACGGCAUGGCAGCUUCUGCUCAGAGGAAUCCUGUAGUGUCCGAGAGGGGGCAGAGAGGACCUCUUCAAGGAAUACUAGCCCAUCAGUGAGGAGGUGUGAGGGAACAACAUCAUUGGCAAGUUCAGAGGAGAAGGCUGGCAAUAUUAUAAAGCUGCAGCGGAUCAUGGCCGAGCUACUGUUAACAGAGAGGGAGUAUGUGCGCUCCCUGGGUUACAUCCUGACUCAUUACCUCCCCCUGCUGGAGAGGCCUGACGUGCCACAAGACCUGCGGGGCAAACGUGGAGUCAUCUUUGGGAACCUGGAGAAGCUGUAUGACUUCCACGGCCAUUUCUUCCUCAGAGAGCUAGAAGCUUGUCAGACAGAGCCUUUACAAGUGGCUCGCUGCUUCCUGAGACACAGAGAUAGUUUAGGCCUCUAUGCUCUCUACAGCAAGAACAAGCCUCAAUCGGAUGCCUUAAUCCUUCACCAUCGCCCUGACAUCUUCAAGAGGAAGCAGCAGGAGCUGGGGGAUCACAUGGACCUGUCCUCCUACUUGCUGAGGCCCAUCCAGAGGAUCAGUAAGUACAGCCUGCUUCUGCAGGACAUGCUGGGGAUGUGUGGGCCUCAGAGAGACAGGGAAGAGCUCCAGGCUGCAGCCGAAGUGGUCCGCUUCCAGAUGCGUCAUGGCAACGACCUCCUCACCAUGGACGCCAUCCAGGACUGUGACGUGAAUCUGAAGGAGCAGGGCCAGCUGAUUCGCCAGGAUGAGUUCAUCGUGUUCUUCAGAAAGAAGAAAUGCUCCCGCCGUAUUUUCCUCUUCCAGGAUCUCAUCCUCUUCAGCAAGACCAAGAAGACCAAUGUGGGCAAUGAUGUGUACAUCUACAAACAGUCUUUCAAGACAUCUGAUAUCGGGAUGACACAUAACUCUGGAGAGAGUGGUUUCUGUUUUGAGAUCUGGUUCCGGCGGAGGAAGUUCCAGGACACGUACACUCUGAAGGCUGACAGGGCAGAGGUGAAAAGGGCCUGGACCAGAGACCUGGAGCAGAUCCUCUGGGAACAAGCUGCCUACAGCAGAGAACUGAGGAUACAGGAGAGGGUGUUCAUGGGCACGGGGAGGAACCCUUUAAUGGACAUACAGCCUAACGAGGCAGCCAUCUGUGACAGGGCCACCAACUGUGUCCUGCUAGGAAGAGCUCCUGUGUCGUCUUUUCCACAAACAGAUCUUGAAUGUCUCCGGCCCAACUCCAUUGGUUCAGGCAGUAGUGCCUCUACCUCCUGCAGCCACUCAUCUUCCUCCUCUGGACGAGGUUCUUUACCUCCUGUAGGUUACCCUGGUAACCAGAUACAAGCUGGGGAAACCAAUCACAUUGUCUAUUCCUCCCCGGAGACUGUGACUGAAGAUGACCCCAAUAACCAUCAUAAUCACCAGAAACAAAACCUUCAUCUUCUCAUGGACAGCAUGGAGUCGUCAGGUGAGAGUGGCAGUGUGUUCAGCAGCUCGGAGUGCAGCUGCCUCUCUGCCAUUGGUGGAGAGGUGGAGGACUCGUCAUCUGUCCUGUCCCAGAGCUCCCAGUCCUGUGUCACCCAGAGAACAGCAGCACCCAAUCUCAGGAAGAACAGCUCCCCUGCUACGAUCAGGAAGAAGCCCUCCAUUGCUCCCAAACCACCAGUGCUGGCUGCUCCUCAGAGCCUGCAAAAGGGCAAAAACAUGGUUGCUAUAGGAAAAUCAACAGAAGUUUAACCAGUGGAUUUAAUGGAUGGUUCAUCCUGUGGAUCUCUGAGCAGUGAUGAUGGAGAGCAAUCAGGCUGACAGUCAAUUAAAAACUAUGAUAACAGACUGAAUGGACCACUAGUUGACAAGCACUGAAGAGAAAGUGACUUUGUGUCUUUGAAGAACUAAAGUAUCUGGAAUAUUCUAGCUGAAAUAUCAUGAAAAGGAACACAUGAUGGAUUGUGGUCAGUUUUCAAAGUGCUUAUGGUGUCCAUUUAUCUAAUAAUACUUCUUAAGCAACCACUUCUUUAUCAGAUACUGCUUUAACUGAAUGGCUAUUGUUUUACUGUCAUUGGUUCAUAGAACAUACUUUUUUGUCUUUGUAAUACUAGUAGUAUUUCAGCUGUUAACUUUUACAAGGGAUUUCUUUGGAAUUUACACAUCAUUCUCACCAUGUCAUGUUGACUCUCUUGAUGACCCCAUAUUGAUGACCCCAUCUCUUGAUGACCCCAUAUUGAUGACCCCAUCUCUUGAUGACCCCAUAUUGAUGACCCCAUCUCUUGAUGACCCCAUAUUCCCAUGAAAUGUCAAAUAUGGGUUAAUAUUUUUUUCUUCAAAUUACACACAUUUAACACUUUAUAAUGUACCGGUACACAUGUCAAACUCAAACAACUGACUAUAGAAACACUUGUUCCCAUCAGUAUUCUCUGCAGGCUCAGGACAACUUGUCAGUGGUACUCUGACAUAAUUUCCUGCCCAGAUUUAUAGAUAAAUUAGGGAUCAACUAUUGAUGUCCAGGUGGGAUAGCAGAGGAGCAGCAAGUUACUUCCUAUUUUUUUCCCAUUUUACCCCAGCUUUGUACUAUAUUGCCGUGAAAAAUGUAUGGAAAGGGAGAAAACCACUAAAUUGGAAUAAUUUAAGGGGUCCAUCUGGCAUUUUCAACUCAUCAGAAACCAGUGUCUUCAGACUUCUCCAGUUGUUCUAAUAGUCAACAUAUUGAUUUACAAUAUUCAUUACAAACCAUGUAUAUGAUUAAACAUUGUGACCUGACUGACCAAGCGUAGCCCUUUUGGUCAGCACAUAGCCAUCGGUUAAGCAUCAGAUAACAUUGUUGUGUAGGUCACCCUGUUGAACUGAACGCUCCUCUACCAUAGCCCCCCUCCACUGUCCUGAACAGUUUGUGUCACAAAUGGGUUACAUACAAUAUCAGUAAACUAAUUACUCAUUGAGAUAUUCUUUAUUUACAUUUGGGUAGUCAUUUAAUUAUAACCUCUGUGUUUAUUCAUGUAUGUGACAUAAAACAAUAAAAGGUUCAUGAAUUUAAAAAAAGUUAGUUAUUCUUUUUCGGAAGUUUAAAAAAAAGUUGUUGUAAAGUAUAUGCAGACCUGCAUGCAGGUGUGAAGUUUAGAUGUGAGUCUUUAAGAUUUGAGAUUCUUCAAAGUAGCCACCCUUUGCCUUGACGACAGCUUUGCAGACUCUUGGCAUUCUCUCAACCAGCUCCACCGGGAAUGCUUUUCCAACAGUCUUGAAGGAGUUGCCACAUAUGCUGAGCACUUGUUGGCUGCUUUUCCUUCACUCUGCGGUCCAACUCAUCCCAAACCAUCUCAAUUGAAUUGAGGUCGGGUGAUUGUGGAGGCCAGGUCAUCUGAUGCAGCACUCUAUCACUUUCCUUCUUGGUCAAAUAGCCCUUACACAACCUGGAGGUGUGUUGGGUCAUUGUCCUGUUGAAAAACAAAUGAUAGUCCCACUAAGCGCAAACCAGAUGGGAUGGUGUAUUGCUGCAGAAUGCUGUAGAAGCCAUGCUGGUUGACUGUGCCUUGAAUUCUAAAUAAAUCACAGACAGUGUCACCAGCAAAGCUCACCUACUCUGCAUCUCACAAAGACACGGCGGUUGGAACAAAAAAUCUCCAAUUUGGAUUCAUCAGACCAAAGGAAAGAUUUUCACCUGUCUAAUGUCCAUUGCUUAUGUUUCUUGGCCCAAGCAAGUCUCUUCUUCUUAUUGGUGUCCCUUAGUAGUGUUUUCUUUGCAGAAAAUCGACCAUGAAGGCCUGAUUCACGCAGUCUCCUCUGAACAGUUGAUGUUGAAAUGUGUCUGUUACUUGAACUCUGUGAAGCAUUGAUUUGGGCUGCUUUUUCUGAGGCUGGUAACACUAAUGAACAUAUCCUCUGCAGCAGAGGUAACUCUGGGUCUUCCUUUCCUGUGGCGGUCCUCAUGAGAGCCAGUUUCAUCAUAGAGCUUGAUGGUUUUUUGACUGCACUUGUAGAAAUGUUCUUAAAGUAAUGAUGGACUGUCGUUUCUCUUUUCUUAUUUGAGCAUUUCUUGCCAUAAUGUGAAAUUCCACAAAUUAACUUUUAACAACGCACACCUGUUAAUUGAGAUGCAUUCCAGGUGUCUACCUCAUGAAGCUGGUUGAGAGAAGGCCAAGAGUGUGAAAAGCUGUCAUUAAGAGAAAGGGUGGCUACUUUGAAGAAUAUCACAUUUAUUUUGAUUUGUUUAACACUUUUUUGGUUACUACAUGAUUCCAUAUGUGUUAUUUUAAGGUUUUGAUGUCUUCACUAUUAUUCUACAAUGUAGAAAAUGGUGAAAACAAAGAAAAACGCUUGAAUGAGUAGGUGUGUCCAAACUUUUGACUGGUAUUGUAUAGUAAGUGGUAUAGCUUUACAAUAGGCUGAAUUUACAAACUUAUGUUUCACUAUGGCAUCUUUAUGUGAUGAAAACCAUUUGAACCAUGUUGAGGAAGGAACCAACAUGACCAAAAAAAGCUUCAAGAAGGACGUGGCUUGACAGACAAAAUGGUCAUAUUACAAAUACUACAAGUAUCCCUGGAGUAACAUUGAAGCGAGGAUAUCAUCAAGCACACUCUCUAGACCAGUAACACCAGACAUUAUUUAAACUAUUGGAUCAAGGUAUAGACUUACUGCCACGCUCUGAUCUGUUUCACUUGUCCUUGUCUCCUCCCCCUCCAGGUGUCGCUCAUCAUCCCCAGUGCAUGUAUCCCUGUGUUUUCUGUCUCUCUGUGCCAGUUUGUCUUGUUUGCCAAGUCAACCAGCGUUUAUCUCCUAGCUCCUGUUUUUCCCAGAAGCACAUUUUUCCUAGGCCUCCUGGUUUAGACCGUUGCCUGACCUGGCCAUUCUUCCUGCCCUGACCUCGAGAUUGUCUAAUGCCCUGUACUGUUUGGACUCUGACCUGGUUUAUGGACUCUCGCUUAUACCCGACCUGCCUUUUGCCUACCCCUGGUGUUAUAAUAAAUAUCGGAGUUCAA
Molecule: messenger RNA, 9039 nt
Organism: Oncorhynchus keta (chum salmon)
Lineage: Eukaryota; Metazoa; Chordata; Actinopteri; Salmoniformes; Salmonidae
Exons: 24
Coding region: 281-5806 (1841 amino acids)
Molecular function (GO): guanyl-nucleotide exchange factor activity
Source: RefSeq, a predicted model, not a curated record